AUGAUUCAAGAUCCAUUUGCUGAGGCAAAUGCUGAGGACUCAGGAGCUGGGGCAAAAGAGUAUGUUCAUGUUCGUGUUCAACAGCGGAAUGGAAGGAAAAGCCUAACAACUGUUCAAGGAUUAAAGAAAGAGUACAGCUAUAGCAAGAUACUCAAAGACCUGAAGAAAGAAUUCUGCUGUAAUGGUACUGUUGUCCAGGACCCUGAGUUGGGCCAGGUCAUACAACUUCAGGGAGAUCAAAGAAAGAAUGUUUCUACUUUCCUUGUGCAGGCUGGCAUAGUAAAGAAGGAGCAUAUCAAGAUUCAUGGUUUCUAAGGCCUAACCAACAGUGGCAAUUUAGCUUUCAUGUUAAAUAUACAGCCUGCUGACUACAUUUAAUAGCAUCAGAGCAGCAGCCUAUAAAUCU
Abrus precatorius (Indian licorice) is the source of this 406-nucleotide messenger RNA. RefSeq names its product protein translation factor SUI1 homolog. Lineage: Eukaryota; Viridiplantae; Streptophyta; Magnoliopsida; Fabales; Fabaceae. The record is from RefSeq and is a predicted model, not a curated record. Gene Ontology annotation, biological process: translational initiation. Gene Ontology annotation, molecular function: RNA binding; translation initiation factor activity. The transcript is spliced from 4 exons. Bases 1 to 315 code for a protein of 104 amino acids.